AUGCGUUUUCUGGGAGUCAGAACAGUUCAAAUAGCAUCUUUAGCAGGAUUCUCGUGGGGAGGAUCGAAGCUUGACGAAAUUCCAGCGGCGAAGCCACGAAUGUGCCCCAUUCAAAUUCAGCGUCCGGAUCAAGCCCAGAAUGACGUUUUACUCAGCAGAAAAGUGAGUCAAAAAAUCAUAUGUUUAAAAAAAUCAAAUUGUUGUUCAGGUUAUAAACCAUUUAGACAGAUCAAACUUGAAACUACGGUUAUAUCAAUACGAAACAUGUCCUUUCUGUUGUAAGGUGAGCUAACAUGACUCAACAAAUAUUUUCUGCCUAUUUCAGGUACGAGCUUUUUUGGAUUAUUAUGGCUUUUCGUACGAAGUGGUCGAGGUGAACCCGGUCACUCGUUCUCAGAUAAAAUUCAGCAAUGAAUACAAAAAAGUAAGCGUUUUGUUAUACUUGCUCUUUUACUCUAGUAUUUCUAGGUGCCUAUCAUUAGAAGCGGAGAGAAAACAUUAACCGAAUCUUCUUUGAUCAUCUCACAGCUGGCCACCUUUAUAGAGAGACCAGAUCAAUCUCUGGAGCAAGUCAUCCAGAUGUAUCCAGGAGUUGAUUCGACAAACGAGAAGGGAAAACCUGUGCGUCUGUGAAUCGUCUAAAAGCUACAAUCGAAAUUAUUGCAGAUGGUGAAUUAUCCGAACAAGUUUUUCAUCAUGAAGGGUAAAGUGGAUGCUGAAGGAAAUAUGGCAGCUGCUCGAGAAGAGAGAGAAUGGCGUGAAUGGGUGGAUAACUGGUUCAUCCACCUCAUUUCUCCAAAUGUUUAUCGUAGCUGGAACGAAUCAUUGGAAACUUUCCGUUGGUUUGAGCAAGUCGGAGACUGGCACCGCACAUUCCCAGCCUGGGAAAGAGUUCUGGCCGUUUACGUUGGUGCAGCAGCUAUGUUCCUCCUUUCCAAAACCUUGAAGAAAAAGUGAGAUCGUCUGAAAUUUAUUGAUAUCCAAUUUAAAAGUUGUAUUUAGGCACAAUAUAUCUGACGAACGAGAAGAGCUGAGAAAAGCGUGUCGAGACUGGAUGGCAGCAAUCGGACCGAACAGAAAAUUCCUGGGAGGAGAUCAGCCCAAUCUCGCAGACUUGGUCGGUUGAACAAUCGCGUUCACUCAAUGCCUUCUUCAUUUCAGUCUCUCUACGGAGCCAUGAACUCUUUCUACGGUUGCUCUGCAUUCAAAGAGGUCAUUUUGGAAGAAAAAAUUGUGGACUGGUGGCGGCGAAUGGACGCACUUGUCAAAAAUCACGAAGGACGGAAAAUGCUAGAAGCGAGAAGCCUGAAACAAUGAAUUGUACGGAUUCACAGGAAAUAAUAGCCUAGUCAUUCGCCUAUUUAGUGCCUUGUUCUUCUGUAUUCUUGUUAUUUUCCUCAUCUUUAUUCGCUACGGACAAAUUCGUUGUUUUAUCCAGUUAGGAUCUCAUUUUAGCAACACAUCCUAUGACUCUCCCACAUAGAUCUAGGACCAACUCCCAGGAGGGGUCCGUGGUCAGUAAGUCCCAUGGUCUGAAGCACCUGCUGGUCAGUGAGCGCGGUCCGAUUGGUCAGCAAGUGCCUCUCUCAGCAGAGUCUUUUUUAAUGAAUUUUGACCUAGCAUUUAGUAAUUUAGCUUUUUUUGAAAUAUGGCUGUUUCUUGCGUGCUUUUUGUGUCAUUUUGUUAGUUUUAGGGUUAGCAACGGGGCGCCCCCGCGCCCCACAUGCUCUCGUUCGCCCCCGGCCCUUUAAGGUGUAAUUAAAAUUCUGAAAAAAAAUUUAGUAGAUUAAUGAGUUUAUUUACUAUCGACGUGCGUUGAGAAAAUUUUUCAAAAAAAAAAAUUUCUGCUCGAUUUUGGAAAAACUGGUCAGGGGCGAGGGGCGCCCCGCAGCCAACCCUAGUUAGUUUACAUUAUAAUGAACUCGUUUCCAAAAAAGCAAGUGAAAUACUGAUUGUAUUCGUCCGAAGCGCGGCCGCAAGAGUCUUCAUGGGUGCCGACUGGAAGCGGCAUGCAUGCCGUUUUCUGCGGCAAAAUGCUGUAAGGGUGCCGAUUCCGUGCAUGCUACGCGCUGAACCCUGCUACCGUGGCUGCUUCUAUGCCGCUCAAAAACCUUGCUUCCUUCCCAUCCCACUUUUCCCUGCUGACAUGCUCAUCCUAUGCUACCGUAGCAACUUGCUGUCCACUUGCCGCUCGCGUGCCCCACCCUUGCUGAAAAUUAUCUGAGUUCAGAUGCGUGCCGUCGGAUGAAUACUGAUUAAUUUCACUUGCUUUUUUGGGAACGUGUUCAUCGACCCAAAAAAUCUUUAGCGCGCACAAUUCUGGAUGUUUCUGAAAACACUGAAAAAGUUGAUUUUCCAACUUUGGCUCCGCGAGCAGCACUCUGGAUGUUGAAAAUAUUCUAGCAGCUGGAUAGAGCAAUCCAAGAGGAUCAUUUUUAUACCAUAACUUGCCCAUUUUUCACUAUUUUUCGCUUAUCUGGACUUUCUGACUUUACAUCAAUUCGUUCGCAUUUUACUACGAAAAGCAGCAAGUCUAGCACCGUAGCCAUGACAUAUACAUGCCCAGCAGCAAGUGCGCUGUGUAGAACAAUCCUAGAGGAUCAUUUUGAUACCCUUACUUAAAUGAUUUCAUCUAUUCUCCGCUGAGCUAGACUUCCUGACUAAAUCUACCAGUUGCAACUGGUCGUUCCAAAAAAUUACCGUUAUGGUAUAAAAAUGAUCCUCUUGGAUUGCUCUAACCAGCGCACUUGCUGCUGAUGAGGUACAUAUCACGGCUGCCCUGACACGGCUGCAAACGUUUAUGCACUGCCAAUAGUACUUCAGUGAGUGUAGUUCACUGACGAAUCGACAAAACUUGGCAAGUUAUAAUAUCAAAAUGAUUGCCAAAACAUGAUCUAUGUAUUCAUUCCACUUGAUGCUGUGAGUGAAUUCAUCACCCCAAGAGACGGUCCCACUUGUACGAUGAAACCUUUGACGUCACUAAAUUAGAGGUAGCAUUCCGCAAAAAGUUUUAUACGAAAUAAGCAGAUUAUACACCUUUAAAAAGAAAGAAAAAAUAUCAUGGCGACAACAAUUUGUUUUGGUCAGUUACUUGAAAAAAAAUUUUUUCCCAACUUUUGGUCAGUAAGCCAUGGCUUGAUAGCCUAGAUCCCUGACUCUCCCAUAAUAAACGCAGUAUCGCUCAUUCUCGGGUGCCACUCACUCGCCGCUGCUGACCAGUCGGAGACCUUUGGAGUGGCGUGCUGUCGCCCGGUUUAGCAGAAAACAGCAUUUUCAGAAUUCGCCAAAGAAUUUGUUGAAGAUAAGAAAAGAACAAAAGUAAAAAAAGCAUAAAAAUACAAGAAGGAGUGAAAGUGACUAGAUAGUUUACAAAUUCGAGAGGGAAUUCCCAUAAGGUCGAAUAUGGAAAUGGGCUCCGUACGCUGAAAUCGAGUAAUUCAGUUUUCUCUAAUUUGUCUGCAUUCACCCAGAAAAUCGAAGUUGUAUUACCAAUUUUGAAAUGCUUUCCUUCUCCGCACUUUUCUUUGUCUUCAAGAUAUGAUCCGAUGAUUCAACAGAGCAUUCUAUAAAAGGUUGAAGUGGAACAUAUAACAUGAAGAGUUCCUAACGAUAAAUGCAUGGCCCGUCUGGAAAUAGCGGAUAGAAUGCGAAUAGCAUCUUACUGUUGUUAAUGACCGCGCGCGCGGUCAUUUACCGUGAACUUUGUAAAUGACCGUGAACUUUUCACUGCUCUAAAUGACCGUGAACUUUUCACUGCUGCACGGGCCGGCAAAGCAUACGGAGGAGUGGAAAUUGUGAAGCUGUAACUUCUCUCAGAAACCUUACAUUUACCUCUGACCUGGCUCAUUUUGAAGAACCCAGUAAAAAUAUACUCUUAUCAAAAAAUCAGAGGUCCCUAUGUUCGAUUUCUGGAGAUAUAUUGAAAAAACCGAAAGUCCUAUGUAUGAAAAGCCGGGCCGUGCUGCUGUAAAUGACAAUGAAAAUUACUUGUAUGACAGUCUGUAAGUGUCUGAGAGCAGAAGAGAAAGCUCAAAAGAGCGGAAGAGGAGAGGUGCCCGCCGUCGACUGCGAGAAGAACGCGGCGAACGCGGGUGAGUGGGCGGACAGCAUAAGAAGUCUGCCUGACUCUCGAGUGUCCCUUUCUGCCAAAAUGGAAUAAAAAUGACCUAAGAGAGAGAGCCUGAAAGUGUCUGAGAGCAGGAGAAACAGUUCGGAAGAGCGGAAUGAGAGGGAAGGGAAUUGCAUGUUUUAAUGAGACCGUCUGUGAACUUCUGAUGGAAACAGUGAUUUCGUGAUAAUUCUUUCCAUUUUGAAAUAAUUUCAUUUGAUCUGCAAAAACUAAACUCUUUUUCUUUUCAUUCCCAAUCGCGAUUAAUCGGAGAAUUUCUAACCCUUUUCUGCUCUUGUGAGCGAAACGCCUCAAAAUUUAGUGCGAAUAACGGGGGCUAAACAGUGCGCGAAACGACACUUCGCCCGUAGGCUCGACAUCGCCAUUGCAUCGUCGAUGCAUCGCAUUUGAACCGCCGAUACAUCGCAAACCGUUGUCUGAGUAGUCGGCAGCGGCGAGUGAGCACUUCAUAUUGCCGAAGCCAAGCAGUGUUUGUUGACGCGUUUGAUACCUCGGCAUGGCGCGAUUCAUGCGCAUUUGAAUUGAUUUUCGCAUUUACUCUUCAGGUCGACGGAGGUCACCGUUUUGAAAAUGUCGGAACACGAAGAACAUCUCGAAUUGGAAGUGACAAUGCCCACCAUUGAAGUGGUAUGUUUUCUAGUAGUCAUAAGCCAUCUGCACUAGUUAAUUAAAAACUUAAAAAUUUAAUUAUAUAAAUUUCGAUGUACUCAUCUGUUCGUAGUGCUACUUUUGCAGCGGGAUGACCGCGAAUCGAGUCCGGAAAUCAGUUCAAUGCAUAUCACGCAGUCGUCAGAAUUCCAAAUGGAAGCAGGACCGGUUGAAUCGGAUGAAGCGGAAGCCGGAUCGGCCGGAUCAGCUGGAACGGCAAGGACGCGUUCCGAGAGCACGGCGAGCGUCCACUCAGAUACUUGGCAGACAAGCGUUUGUUUCUCGUUCAGAGAUUAAACAUUUCAUCCUAGUUUCAGGACGAAAUGGUUGAAAAACUCCGAACUGCGCAGAACAUGCUCGAUUCUGGAUCAUCCCCAAUUCAGAUAAUCCAAAGCCUUUACCCAGAUUUCAACAUUACCAACAUCUCACAUUUGCCCGAAAGAACAGUUAGUUCCGAACGUCGUCUGCUAUUUCAAACUUUUUUUUCAGCAUUUGGCCAUUCUGGGUGAACUUCUAGAUCGUCCACCGAAGAGAGAUAAACUGCCCAGCUACAACACAUUGGGAGACGCCGUCGAGCUGUUCCGCACGAAGAAGAACAUUCUGGUGCUUACUGGAGCCGGAGUGUCCGUCUCCUGUGGCAUUCCGGACUUUCGAAGCAAAGACGGUUAGGAGCAACUGAAGGAUUUCCCUCUUUUCAAUGAUUGUUUCAGGAAUCUACGCCCGAUUGCGCAGCGAGUUCCCGGAUCUUCCUGAUCCGACAGCGAUGUUCGAUAUUCGAUAUUUCCGAUCGAAUCCAGCUCCCUUCUACAACUUUGCUCGCGUAAUCACAUUUAUUAUCUGACUGAUCACAUCUAAUUUCUCUUCAGGAAAUCUUCCCUGGUCAAUUCGUCCCUUCGGUCUCUCAUCGAUUCAUCAAAGAGUUGGAAAGCGCCGGACGUCUUCUGCGCAACUACACUCAGAACAUCGACACUCUCGAGCAUCAGACGGGCAUCAAACGAGUCGUCGAAUGCCAUGGAUCCUUUUCGAAGUGCACAUGCACGCAAUGUGGUCACAAAUACGACGGCAACGAGAUUCGAGAGGAAGUUCUCGAACAACGAGUGGCUCACUGCAAACACUGUCGAGGAGUCAUCAAGCCGAACAUUGUGUUCUUCGGAGAAGAUCUCGGACAAGACUUUCACAAAAACGUUGCCAAAGACAAGCCGAAAGUAGACCUCGUGGUUGUGAUCGGAUCCUCCCUUAAAGUUCGGCCAGUCUCCAUGAUCCCUCUGUGCGUCAGAGAAGAUGUUCCUCAAAUUUUGAUCAACAGAGAGUCGCUUCCACACUACAAACCAGAUAUUGAACUGCUCGGAAACUGCGACGACAUCAUCAGGGACAUUUGCUUUAGCUUGGGCGGAUCCUUCUCGGAAAUGAUUAAUUCUUAUGACGAAAUGAUCGCGAAAAGCUCGCCGAAAGUGAAGGCGUCGCGAAGAAAAAGACAGUUGGUGUCAAACGAAGAAUUCAUGGAUAUGUGUCUGAAACGGAAAAGUAAAGACGAGGAUGACGAGCAAACGAAACGAAUUGGAGAGCCGAACACGAAGAAACCGAGAUUUGAAAAGAACGAUUCGAGGAAGAACUUUGAGAAGAUUCAGGAGCAUAAAGAAGAAGAGGACGACGACUCCACGGACUCGGUCGACGUGCUCGACAGCAUAAAGAAGCCGAGACUUCUGGAUAUCACGACCUUCCUCGAAGACGAUAAAUGUCUUGCGGUACGGUCCACUCUUAUUUCUUUAGGCAAUGCCUUAAUUUAUUCAGAUAUCUGGAAACCAAACCAUUUUUCCCGGAGCAGAAUAUUCGUUCGAUCUGGAAACUCUGAAACUGGUCCGUGAAGUACACCACCACGAUCCAUCAGACAGCUCUUCCGCUGCUUCCUCUUCGGACUCGGAAUCUGAAGGCGCCACCCUCUCUAGAUCUACCUCAGUCGAUGAUAUCAUUUACUACGAGGUACAUACUUUUCUAAAUAUUUUCAAUGCUUUUUUCUUUACAGUACCGCAAAAAUAACCUGCCCCACAUUCUUGUGCGAUCCGAUUCGUGCGACAUGAACUUCCAAUUCGAGCUGUCCGAGAUUGUUGAUGCCGAAGAAUUCUCCCAAUUGUGCGAACACUUCCGAAACUGCGAAUGA
Molecule: messenger RNA, 6935 nt
Organism: Caenorhabditis sp. 36 PRJEB53466
Lineage: Eukaryota; Metazoa; Nematoda; Chromadorea; Rhabditida; Rhabditidae
Source: the annotation of a GenBank genome assembly